AUAUUCAGGCUUCUUCCAAUAUAAGAGAUAUUUCAAAUAAUUUACAAACGAGGAAUCCUUGAAAUAUCCUCUCUGGGCAAGAACUGAAAAUAAGACGAAUUAUCAGAUUAAGCCAAUGAUGUUUAUAUUUCUCAACUAUACCAAGGAUUGAGUUGUUUAUAUUGAAAAUUAAAUCAGGAUUUAGGUUGUAAACUACAUAUUCAUUUUCUACUAUUUCACCUCGACAAGUGGGAUGCAGAGAGAAUCUUAGAGCACUACCAUGCAUCAUGGGGAUAUUCCUUAGGCAGUAUCUGACAAAGGCUUGGUUAAUGCAGUUAAUGCGUUGCUUGAGGUCGAUGUUUUGAAACACAUUACUGGUUAGCAGAUCAAUGAGAAUGGAUCGUAGUUCUCUAUUAUUGAUCUUAUUAAUCAACACUGGUAGUUCAUGAACAUUCGACGUUAUAAUUAUAAACUUUUAGUAACUAAAAACGGAAAAACUGAAAAAGGAAACACACUUCAGUAACUUCAAUGCAAUAUCAUGUGGAGAUGUUUUAAAUUAAAAUGAGGUUGCCCAAUCAUUAGCCUGCUCGCAGACUAUUAGUUGGGGCAGGGCGAAGUACGUCAUCAAAAGGCUGGGCUACACAGCAGGAGACAUUUCGACAUAUGAAGGCCUGCAUCUUCAGACUAAAUCAACAAACGAGGUUGUGUUGUAAAACCGAAGAGAUUGGGGAAGCAUUAAGAAGACGAAGCGUUAGUUCAAGAUGAAAGGAAGCCACUCAAAUGUGUUGUUUUGUGCUGCCAUUACCGCGUUCUUCGUGUGUCAUCGUGUAGUAGAUGGAUGCGACAGUUUGUUUGGGUAUGGAACAGGAAGCGUGUCUUGUGUUAAAUUGGAUGGAUACAGCGGUUACCAAAUUGCCGCAUGUCGGAGUAAAUCGUACGUAGAACGAAAGUCAAAAGGCAAACACAGUUGCGGCCCAUUUGGUAUUUACUCAGCUUGCUACUACCAAUGUAUGUUAGACCUGUAUGGAAAAGAGGCUGGCGAGGUUUAUAAAAAGUGUCGAUGCGAUCCAACAAAAUCCGAAUCACCAGCGUACCCCAGUUCAGAAGGUAUUACACCAAGUUCCCCAGAGCCAAUCACCCCGUUUACUGUCCCUUCAUCGUGCUAUACACCUGAUGCAAACAAUUGCACGUGGUAUAAACAGUGUUUGAACCGAGCCUUUCCAUCCUGCGAUAACGACAAUAAAGAAACCAUCAAGUUCCUAACAGAAUUUUGUAGUUUCAACCAAAAGAAACUAAGCGUUCUCUCCUCGCGGGGAAACCAAUGGCUUGAGGCGACUGUGAAAUGCGUAAAACGUAAACUGACGCCACUCUUGGCAAGCGAUGAACAAGUGAAGAAUUGUGAAGAUAUCAGAACCACAGUCAUGGAAAGAUACAGCCAAUGUUAUCGUGAACCAAAGUCAAGAUUUUGUGACUUGAGCGAAGAUGAACGAUUGGGGUUAUUUUGGCACCUCAGAUACAACUCAUCCUAUCAUAAUACCUACAAGAAAGGGUUAAAAAACGUUCUAGAUUUGAUGAGGGAAUGCAGAGAUACUGCAAAAGAUGACGCUCUUGUUCAAACGGUUAAAGCAAAACUUGAUAAGAAAGAACGCGAGGCUAACAUUUCAUCAGGAGCACCCAAGGAUUUACAAAUCGCUGAAUUACGAAUCAAAGCUUGGCUUGAAAACCCACCAGUUUUGCCAAUACAAGUUGAUAUGGUACUCAGGAAAGAUAGUUGGUCUGGAUCCAGUUUGAAUAAACAAUCAUCUCUUGCUGCUGAGAUUGUAUACAGAUUAGCCUCAAAACAAAAGUGGGAGGAUAAGAACGUGGCGUGGUUUGCCUAUGCUGUGAAUGAUGGUGAAAACUCGAAUAUAAGAUUACUCUUGGAUGAUCGUUGUAAAUUCACCAACACAUCAUCUUGUCAGGCAGAUCUCGCCACGAUAUUGGUGGGACUAAGUGAAAAUGUGUUAAAAAAAAAUUUGUAUUACAUAGUUUAUGAGAAAGUUAUCAAACUAAUUGGUUGUCUAGAUUCAAGCUGCGAGGAACAUGCUUUUAAUGUUGAUGCAACCAAAUGUGAAAUUAAUACAUAUGGAGUUGUCAUUUGCGGUGCAGCCGACGCCCCCAGGUCAAUGCGCGUGCUCUCCUUUGUCUGUCUUUUCCUGUUAAUCACAAACUUUCUGUUUUAAUCAUAAACAAAACCGCAUUUGCCAUAAAAUGAUAUUUCUUUACACUUGUAAGCACAAAUAAAAUAACUGUUUUUAUGUAGUAUUAUAUACGAACGAAUGUUUCCUGCAAUGUUUCACGUAGGUGAAAGACCUGGGUACGAGAUGCUAUGAAUAUAUACAUAAAGUUCGUUCCCAGGUUGCAAACUAUUUGUUCACAUUAUUAAACAAUGACUUACUUUAAUAUUCUGCAGUCUGCACUGUUUUAGUGAAGUAGAGUUUUACCUGAGGUCAAGUUUGAAGACUUUUAGAACAAGUUUUAUUGCUUUGUAUUUUAUAUAAUUCUAGCGUGUACAAUGCCAGAGUAUAAAACACCUCAUUAAAUAAGUUUUAAUCUAAUCGGAAGUAUUUACUUCCCGUCUCUAUAUAUCGUGUCUGCAUAUUUCUACGCAGUAAUAAACAGAGGAUGUGGGUGUAAGACUGGGACACGAAAGAUACAUACAUGCAUAUUCGUUAUCUGAAAAAAUCCAAGCCGUUCCUGAACACGAUUAUUUCCCUGUUUACACUACACUCAAUUUAUUGGCACGGCACAGCUAAAAUUGGUACCCGAACCCAGUUUUACAAGUGUCCAGAUUACCAAUACAAUGACCGAGCACAAAUGAAAUAGGACCGGUACCCAUUUAAGCCGUGCCGUGCCUAUAAAUUGAGUGUGGUGUAAACGGCGUUUAUAUAUAAUGCUUGAAUUGACAACUUAUUUCAUUUACAACACAAACGACUAUUAAAUAUUGGUAUGUUAGAUAUGUUUGAUAAACCUUAAUAAUGCGUGGGCAGGUUUCUGGUAUCCAAAGCAGAGUUAAAUUAUGGUUAAUUAAGCGCUGAAGCUUAGUAACUUAUUGCUGAGGCAUGCAUUUUAUCGCUGAGGCAUCGCGUUUCAGCGCUGAGUAAAAGUAUAAUGAUGAUAUAUAUUAGUAUGAAGGACGCGAAAUUAAAUUCCUAAUUUACAAAUAACUUAAAAACGAGAGUGUUUCUGCGUAGAAACAACAUAAUUACUCAGAAUUGCGCUGAAGUCAUAUGAAAUGAAGGGAAUAAUAAUUCUGGUUUGUCGAGGAUCUGACUUAUGAUUGGUUGAUGGAUGUGACACCAGUUAUCAUUACAUUACCACACACCCUGUGGCAAUGAUUAAAAUGACGCUGUCGUUUCUUUCAAACAUGCGUGAACAGCAUGCUGGUACGUCAUCCUGAGAAUGGAUAUAAACCUCACACAGUGAAAACAUUUACUUAUUUGAACACUUGUGAACUGCGACUGAGGUGUAAAAGAAGAUUACUUUGCAAGGUAUGUUUUUUAAUCUAACCUGAUAAUAUUUCCUAGGCGCUAAGAGCAUGUCUUUAUCGACUCUAUGGUUAUAAGUUCGCAGUUUGCCCAUGCAGCGUGGAUGUGUGCGACUAAAGCACUUGUUCAGUUAUAAACUAAUUCAUAAGCUGGAUAAGAUCAUGUGAAGUAUUUCUUACUUAAUGUGUUUAAUGUGUUUAUCAUUUUAGAGAUUGGAUAAACAUUAUAGGAGGUUUCUGAUAAGAAGUGUUGGUCCAGAAUGAAAAGAAACUACCCAAGUGUGUUGUUUUGGGCUGUCAUCGUUGCAUGCUUCGUAUGUGAUUCUGUGUCCGGGAUAUGCAAUAUCUUUUUUGGAACAGGAAGAGUGGCUUGUGUUAAAUUGAGUGGAUACAGUGGCUACCAAAUUGCCGCAUGUCGGAGUAAAUCGUAUGUAGAACGAAAGUCAAAAGGCAGACACAGUUGCGGCCCAUUUGGUAUUCACUCAGCUUGCUACUACCAAUGUAUGUUAGACCUGUAUGGAAACGGGGGUGGCGAGAUUUAUAAAAAGUGUCGAUGCGAUCCAACAAAAUCCGGAUCGCCAGCGUAUCCCAGUUCAGGAGGUAUUACACGAAGUUCCCGAGAGCCAAUCACCCCGUUUACUGUCCCUUCAUCGUGCUACACACCUGAUCCAAACACUUGCACGUGGUACAAACAGUGUUUCAACCGAGCCUUUCCAUCCUGCGAUAACGACAAUGAAAAAACAAUCAAGUUCCUCACAGAAUUUUGUAGUUUCAACCAACAGAAACCAAACGUUCUUUCCACGCGGGGAAACCAAUGGCUUGAGGCGACUGUGAAAUGCGUAAAACGUAAACUGACGCCACUCUUGGCAACCAAUCAACAAGUGAAGAAUUGUGAAGAUAUUAGAACCACAGUCAUGGAAAGAUACAGCCAAUGUUAUCGCGAACCAAAUUCCACAUUUUGCGACCUGGGCGAAGAUGAUCGAUUGGGCUUAUUUUGGCACCUCAGAUACAACUCAUCCUAUCAUAAUACCUACGAGAAAGGGUUAAAAAGCGUUCUAGAUUUGAUGAGGGAAUGCAGAGAUACUGUAAAAGAUGACGCUCUUGUUCAAACGGUUAAAGAAAAGCUUGAUAAGAAAGAGCGCGAAGCUAACAUUUCAUCAGGAGCACCCAGGGAUUUACAAAUCGCUGAAUUACGGAUCAAAGCUUGGCUUGAAAACCCACCAGUUUCACCAAUUCAAGUUGAUAUGGUACUCACGAAAAAUAGCUGGUGGUGGGUCAGGGGAUCCAGUUUGAAUGAACAAUCAUCUUUUGCUGCUGAGAUUGUAGACAAAUUAGCCUCAAAGCAAAAGUGGAAGGAUGAAAACGUGAUAUGGUUUGCCUAUGCUGUGAAGAAAGGCGAAGACUUGAAUAUCAGAUUACUCCUCGAUGAUCGCUAUAGGUUGGACAGCACAUCUUCAGUUCGCGCAGAUCUCGGUGCGAUUUUGAUGAAACUAAGCCAUGCAGUGUUAAAGAGGAAUCUCAAUGUUAAAGUUGCUACCCACAGAAACGUUGAAAUUAUCAAACUGACCGGUUGUUUAAAUUCAAACUGCCAAGAUAUUAGUUAUGAACUCCCCGUUUUUGUCACACCACCACCGACAAAUCCAGAACCACCGACAAAUCCAACACAACGGAAAAAGGCUAAUUGUUUUACUAAAAAUGGUCGAGUGAUCUUUUGCAAUGCAGCUGACACCCCCAGAUCACUCAAUACUCUCACAAUUGUAUAUAUCUUAAUCUUUGUUAUCAACUUUCUAUUGUAAUCAUAUAAAAACAAACCUACGUUGCCAUAAAUGACAUUAUAUACUUUGCAAUUAUAAACAGAAAUAAAAGAACUGAUAUGAAUGGCUUGCACUUUAUCGCGAGGCUUUAGGACACACAUGAACAAAUAUAGUGUUUCUAAAUAUAAAAACGAAUAGACGCUUAUAUACUUGCGAUACGUCGCACUGGAAUGAAUGUAAUCCAAGUGUAUAAAUAUAUAACCACUUUUAUCUUAUUGUUAUUUGCAAAUAUUUAUUGUAAUGUUUGAAUUGGAACAUUGCAUUUCACAUUCAUUUCUAAAGCGGAGUGAAGCAUUGAUUUUAAAUCAUUUCAACAGCAUACAGGGGGGGGGGAGUAUGUUGGUUACAGGAGAGCGCAGGAAAGUUUCAAUUUUCAAAACACAACAACAACUGCCUGCCUGGCCAUCCAUAUAUAUCUGCAUAGACAACCUGCAUGGGAUUGACGUUAAAGUUUUAAAGCAAAUUCUUUCACUCCUGAAAACAUGAAAACAAAUAAACUAAGGUUUCGUUAUUCAAUUGUGCAAAAACAUGAACCUAUAUACACACAUGCAUUUUAUGAUCAACACGCCCAUCAACGACAGCAAAGUCAACAAAUGACUCCCUCAAACUUUAAAACGCGCGUGCGUCUCUUCCAAUGCAUUUUUCCACAGUUCUCUUCCGAGUACAAAAAACGCUUGAAUAAUAUCCUGGGGCCAGUCGUAUAAAAGACUAGUUAACCUUUAACUGUAUUUAAAGACAGGAUUGGCCAAUCAGAGUCGUGUAUUUCUGAGCGAGAGAUUUAUUCAACCGACCCCUCAAUGCAUGUGUGCGACAAAACACGCGAACAAACCAUUUCUUGGAAGACACAAAUCGAAAGCAUAUAAAAAAAGACCCUUAUGACAGGCUGUCAAAACAUAAGAAUGCGGAAAAAGAGAAACGAUAUGAAAUUGCAGCAAAAUUAAGAGAACGAUUUAAUUGCUGCAUAUAAAGGCUUUGAUAGUCGCCCAAAAGACAAAGUACCCGUUUAAAAUUCUCUCUAAACCAAGUGCACCCCCAUUAUCUAGACCCUUUGUUUGUCUUGUAUAUCUUUUUUUCCCCUUUAUUGACUGAUGGAUUUAAUUGAUAUCACGUGAAUGCAUGGUCAAUGUCAUCACCAAUGUCAAUGACAGGUCAAUGACAGGAUGAUCAUGGUAACCUGAGCAACAUAAAACGAAGAAGUAAACGUUGCCUAACACUUCAGCGAAGGCACUCGUCAACUACACCCAAGUUCUAGUCCCAUGCAAAAAGCCAUCUUCGCGAUCUUCAAAUCAAAGAACCUUGCAAAUCGUUCAGGAAAUAAGCGAAUCAUUAUGAAGAGCAACGUAGUGUUUGUGUUAAUGAUUGUGGUCUGUGCUUGUGGCAUGAUUGCAUCGGGGAAACGCUUUUGGCGCGGAAAACGUCGACCUAGAUAUCACCCCAGACGUCCACCAGUCAGACGUUUUAAGAUAGUCUGCAAUCGUUACACUGACGGGGCUAAGAUAUGUCGUAACGUUCGAAACUACAAUGACUCUCAAUGGAUAACGUGUCGAUCAGACUCCUACAUCAGAUCAAAAACAGAAAAACCAUACCAUUGCAAAAAUGCAAAAUACUGUUACUAUCCGUGUAUGUUGGAAGAGUAUCACCUACCUUCAGGCGAUGUCAAGGAAAGCUGUCGAUGCAGUUCAGCUGAAUCACACAAGGCCAGAGGCAGAAUGUAUACUUUGCGUUUUGUCUGCUUCGUCGUUUUGAUUUCCAACUAUUUGUUCGUAUCAUAAACACUGACAUUAUAGAACUGUUGUUUAGAUAAACUUUAGACUGUUUUUAUACAUGUAAGCUUUAACCAAAAAAAGGCUUUUAAGGUUUAAAGUAAGAUUUCGUUUUGAACAUAUUUCAUGGCAUUAUUUUACCAACAAGAAGCACCAUAAUUAAAAGUAAUUGCAUAAAUGUAGUAUACGUUUUUAGACCUAAUGGCUUUCCCCUAUAUUAAAUACGAGAAAUAUACUUGUGUGAAAAUGAGACUGAAUUGUAUAUUUUGUAUCGGCUGUGAAGGUCGGGUUUUAUAGAAUAACUGAACAUGUAACAAAGAUUGUUUUCAUAAUUAUAUUGUAAUUCGUAAAGAGCUAAGCAUUUACUGUUCG
Messenger RNA from Dendronephthya gigantea, 7454 nucleotides. RefSeq lists its product as uncharacterized. The record is from RefSeq and is a predicted model, not a curated record. The coding region runs from base 3766 to 5301 and encodes 511 amino acids. The transcript is spliced from 3 exons. NCBI's taxonomy places the organism in Eukaryota, Metazoa, Cnidaria, Anthozoa, Malacalcyonacea, Nephtheidae.